GUCAAAAUUCUUUGGAAAAGGGCUAAUUUGGGGAGGGGUUGAAGAGAAUAAAUUGCAGCACCUCCUUGCCUGAGCUCACAGUUGAGGUCCUCCGAAGAGGCAGAGCAGCACCCCGCGAGGAAGAUCCCUCAGGCAGCCACCAUGCUCACUGCAAGGACAGUCCUAGCACUUGUGCUGCUCCUCACCCUCUCUCUACACUGUGAUGCAGCCAUUUUCGCUCCGGUCGAGUGCUGCUUCAGUUACCGUAAGUCACCUCUCCGGCUGCCUAACCUGAAGGGUUUCUACGUGACUCCCAAGGGGUGCUUUUCCCAAGCAAUUGUGUUUGAGACCAGGAACGGGUCCAAGAUCUGCACAAACCCAGAAGAGGCUUGGGUGAAGAACACUGUUGAGAGGCUUCAAAAAAAGAAAGGACUUCGUGCCCCAUGAUGUAGAGUGGGUGCCCUGGUUCAGACUACUCAACAUCCUGGUGGGAAGGAAGGUUUAUAGUCCUCCUGAAAAGGCCUGUGGAGGUCCCUGUUGCUGAGGGACGGCACUGACUCCCCAGAGCCUUGCACCACAUUGACCAGCUGAACACCAGCUCCUGGGGUGCUUCCAGCCCUGCCAGCACCUGCCCACUGAGCACAGCCACGAAAUAAAGGUUUACUUCAUGUGA
Molecule: messenger RNA, 652 nt
Organism: Calidris pugnax (ruff)
Lineage: Eukaryota; Metazoa; Chordata; Aves; Charadriiformes; Scolopacidae
Product: monocyte chemotactic protein 1B-like
Exons: 3
Coding region: 142-426 (94 amino acids)
Biological process (GO): immune response; G protein-coupled receptor signaling pathway; lymphocyte chemotaxis
Cellular component (GO): extracellular region
Molecular function (GO): chemokine activity; CCR chemokine receptor binding
Source: RefSeq, a predicted model, not a curated record